AUGGUCCUUGUCAAUCAAAAGAAAUUAUUUUUCCACAAAGAAAAUUUGGAGAUACCUUUCUUAACAUCUCCUGAUAUUCAAAAGGAUAUUGUUAAAGCUUCUAUAACGGUCACUACUCAAGUUAUAUUGGAUGGUCUUGGAGAUGAUUUAUUUGCUAUUUUAAUUGAUAAAUCUCAUGAUAUCUCAGUGAAGGAGCAAAUGAUUGUGGUUAUAUGUUAUGUAAAUAAUGAAGGAAAAGUUAUUGAGCGUUUUCUUGGUGUUGUUCAUGUUUCAAAUACUAUUGCUCUAACAUUGAAAUCGGCUUUGGAGUCAUUAUUUGCAAAAUAUGGAUUAAGUUUGUCAAGGAUACGUGGACAAGGCUAUGAUGAAGCAACAUCAUGUAAGCGUCGAGAUACUUUUCGUGAAAGUCAAGCUACAAAGGUGAAACAAGCAUUGGAACAUGGAGAAAUCUCUAGUGGGCGUGGCUUGAAUCAAGAAAUGAUAAUUAAGAAGACGGGGGAAACAAGAUUGAGCUCACAUUAUGGUACAUUAAUUAGUAUAGUUUCUCUAUUCUAUUCUAUGAUUGAUGUGCUAGAAAUGGUUGAGGAAGAUAGAACAAAUUUAGAUAAAAAAAGGUGA
Messenger RNA from Lathyrus oleraceus (garden pea), 618 nucleotides. RefSeq lists its product as uncharacterized. Lineage: Eukaryota; Viridiplantae; Streptophyta; Magnoliopsida; Fabales; Fabaceae. The record is from RefSeq and is a predicted model, not a curated record. Bases 1 to 618 code for a protein of 205 amino acids. The transcript is spliced from 3 exons.